CCACAUGGGUUGGAGGAGGUUACAUCAAUGGGACAGCAGAAGCUGUGUAUGUUCCAGGCUAUGGUCUAGCUUGGGCUCAGGCACCUAUCGGAUAUUCCCUAAGCCUGAUUUUAGGUGGCCUCUUCUUUGCAAAACCCAUGAGAUCCAAAGGCUAUGUGACAAUGCUGGACCCUUUUCAGCAGCUUUAUGGAAAAAGGAUGGGAGGGCUGCUCUUUAUUCCAGCUUUAAUGGGAGAGAUGUUUUGGGCUGCUGCCAUCUUCUCUGCCUUAGGUGCCACUAUAAGUGUGAUCAUUGACAUUAAUGUCAACAUCUCAGUCAUUAUUUCAGCCCUGAUUGCAACUAUGUACACGCUUGUGGGUGGGCUUUAUUCUGUGGCCUACACAGAUGUAGUUCAGCUCUUCUGCAUCUUCCUGGGACUGUGGAUCAGUGUACCCUUCGCCAUGUCCCACCCUGCAGUGACAGACAUCGGGCUCACGGCCGUGCACCAGGUGCACCAGGAACCUUGGCUUGGAUCUAUCAACUCACUUGACAUUUACACAUGGCUGGACAAUUUCCUUUUACUGACAUUGGGAGGAAUCCCUUGGCAAGCCUAUUUUCAGCGAGUUCUCUCCUCAUCUUCUGCCACGUACGCUCAAGUUCUGUCAUUUCUGGCUGCUUUUGGCUGCAUAGUGAUGGCUCUUCCUGCAGUGCUCAUUGGUGCAAUUGGAGCAUCUACAG
Merops nubicus (carmine bee-eater) is the source of this 717-nucleotide messenger RNA. Its product is annotated as high affinity choline transporter 1. The record is from RefSeq and is a predicted model, not a curated record. The annotation marks the transcript as partial. Lineage: Eukaryota; Metazoa; Chordata; Aves; Coraciiformes; Meropidae. Gene Ontology annotation, molecular function: choline:sodium symporter activity. Gene Ontology annotation, biological process: synaptic transmission, cholinergic; acetylcholine biosynthetic process; choline transport. The transcript has 5 exons. Gene Ontology annotation, cellular component: perikaryon; synapse; plasma membrane.